Molecule: messenger RNA, 1437 nt
Organism: Austrofundulus limnaeus
Lineage: Eukaryota; Metazoa; Chordata; Actinopteri; Cyprinodontiformes; Rivulidae
Gene: ccne2
Product: cyclin E2
Source: RefSeq, a predicted model, not a curated record
AAAACUCAACCGCGACGAGCGGAAACAGCUGUUCGCUUCACAAAACUUCGCAGCGCUUCCGUGUCCGUUAGAAAUGAACGCAGGCUUUGCUAAAACAUCGUAAAUAAGCCUCUGAAUCGUGCCUAACGCUCACAGCGCAUCGCCAGGAAGCAGAGCGGAGUAAAUUCACCUCAUUCGGCGGUGACCGUUUCCAAUAAUCACCGCUCGGAUUUGAACAUUUAGCGCGUUUGUGUUAACCGGGAACGGGCAUGCGCAGUGGCGACCGCAGACAGAUGCGGAUAUAAGGAUUGGCGCCGGCGCCACAGCUGAUGCAGUCAUUCAUUCUUCACUGAAGAGGGGGCUAUAAUUAAAGUUGGCAACAUGUCCAGACGCAGUCUUCGCGUGACUCUUCAAGCCAGAGACUCAAAUACGCCUGAACCAGCAGCCAGACCCCCACUGAAGAAAAGAAAGUUAGAGCCUUCUAAGAAAAAGCUACAACCUGCUGACAAGAAACAAAACUAUGAAAUACAGAAGUGCUGGUUGGAGACGGGCCCGAGUCCMUGCGUUCUCAUUGAAACUCCCCACAAAGAGCUGGAGCCCUCUGACUCAUCCAGUUUCAAACAGUACAGAUUCAAGAACCUUUUCAUCAAGGCCUCGCCGAUUCCUCGCCUCAGCUGGGCGAGUUCAGAUGACGUGUGGAUAAAGAUGCUCAACAAGGAGCUGAAGUACGUUCAUGAUAAGAGCUACCUGACGCGGCACCCCAAACUGCAGCCCAAAAUGAGGGCCAUCCUGUUGGACUGGCUCCUGGAGGUGAGCGAGGUGUACAGCCUCCACAGACAAACGGCGUACCUGGCCCAGGACUACUUCGACCGCUUCAUGCUGACUCAGGAGGACGUCAGCAAGGAUCACCUGCAGCUCAUCGGCAUCACCGCGCUCUUCAUCGCCUCCAAAAUAGAAGAAAUUUAUCCCCCUAAAAUCUACGAGUUUGCCUACGUCACGGACGGAGCGUGUGACAUGUGGGACAUCCAGCGCAUCGAGCUUCAGAUAUUAAAGGCGUUGGACUGGAACUUGUGUCCCGAGACGCCCAUCUCCUGGUUGAAGCUGUACUCGCAAGUGGAAGCCCAGAAAGACGGAGAAAACUUCCUGGAGCCUCAGUUCUGUCAGGAAACGUACAUCCAGAUUACCCAGCUGUUAGAUUUGUGUAUGAUGGACAUCUGCUCGUUGGACUACAGCUACAGUGUCCUCGCAGCUGCUGCCUUCUGCCACUUCUCUACGUUUGACAUCGUUCAUAAAGUCUCAGGCCUGACUUGGGAGAGCGUGUUUCCUUGUUAUCAGUGGAUGAGUCCCUUCAUGGAGACGCUGAGCUCUGAAGCCAAACCUCAGCUCAAGAACUUCUCCAAAGUCAAAUCUGACGACAGACACAACAUCCAGACACACGUGACCUACUUGGACCUGCUG